This is a messenger RNA of Camponotus floridanus (Florida carpenter ant), 4559 nucleotides long. It is a transcript of the gene Hs3st-A, whose product is annotated as heparan sulfate glucosamine 3-O-sulfotransferase 5. NCBI's taxonomy places the organism in Eukaryota, Metazoa, Arthropoda, Insecta, Hymenoptera, Formicidae. The transcript has 5 exons. Gene Ontology annotation, molecular function: [heparan sulfate]-glucosamine 3-sulfotransferase activity. The record is from RefSeq and is a predicted model, not a curated record. The coding region runs from base 521 to 1672 and encodes 383 amino acids.
UCGUCAAACUACAAACGUAAAUUUGAUUUCAAAUGUAAAAAAAAUCACCUUCAAAUUCAUUUUACAACUAUUUAAAUAUAAUGGUUUCUUUUCUAUAUCUUAAAUAAGUAUAAAAUUGUCUCGAUGAAGAAAGCCAGAUGAUGGCAAAUACUAGUAGUAGAUGCUUUGAAUAAACUAAAAUAGAUAUCAUGCGGAGGAACAAACGAUCGAAAUAAGAAUCUGGAUAGCAAGAUAUAAUUAGCACCAUCGAAUCCGUAGGACAAAUAUAUAGUUAUCAUUCAAAUCACCUAUGAAUAGUAUUUGAUGGCAGCGAGACUAUGAAAAUUGCAAAGAGCCAAGACAAAUGGAAAAUUGUAUUCGCAUCUAAUGCGUGUCAGUUCACCACAAUUCCGACUUUCGCAUCCUCGACGUCGUCAUGUAUGGAUCUUGAACUUCCAUUCCUGAUAAAUCCCGAGGAUUUGUGGAGCUAGACGCGAUGCAAAAAGAAACUCCGAAAAUGUGAACGUCUAAAGAAAGGCAGAUGCUCAACAAGGCGCGGCCUCGUCAAGAGUGGUCUCCUCAAUCUCCCAUAGAUGUCUUGUGGAUGUCCCGCUCCGCCAUGAGGCCGGCCGAGGGUGACGCAUCGUCAGAUUGCAUCUUGAUAGUCGGCGUAUCCAGGUCGAAGAUGGCCGUCGCUUUCCUGUCGGUCGCCCUGCUAUCCCUCUUCCUCACCUUCCACAUACUUUACGACAGCGCCGUUUACAGCCUCCACGCGGUCUCCGCCGUCGAAGGACGCACGGUCGAGCUGGUCUCUCAGGUACGCGCGACGCCGCCGCUCCUCUUCUCCACCUCGAAGGUACACUUCCCGCGAACGAAUCGCCAUCUCCCUCAGGCCAUCAUAAUCGGCGUACGCAAAUGCGGCACGAGGGCGUUGCUGGAGAUGCUCUUCCUUCAUCCGCAGAUACAGAAAGCGGCCGGUGAAGUUCACUUCUUCGAUCGCGACGACAAUUACGGGAAGGGUCUGGAAUGGUAUCGGCGAAAGAUGCCCUACUCCUUCAAGGGGCAGAUCACCAUCGAGAAGAGCCCGAGUUACUUCGUGACCCCCGAGGUGCCCGAGAGGAUUCGCGCGAUGAACGGCAGCGUCAAGCUGCUGCUGAUCGUGCGGGAACCGGUUACCCGAGCUAUAUCGGACUACACGCAAUUGCGCACGCACGCCGCGACCGCGUCCACGUUAAUCAACAACGGCACGCCGCAACUGCAGCAACAAACGGCGCGCACUUUCGAGGAGCUCGUUAUGCGACCCGAUGGUACGAUUAACGAAUCCUACAGACCGGUGGCCAUCUCUCUCUAUCACACUUACAUGCACCGCUGGCUGGAGGUGUUCCCCAGGGAGCAGAUCCUCAUAGUGAACGGUGAUCAAUUGAUCGAGGACCCGGUACCGCAGCUGCGCCGAAUCGAGAAUUUCCUCGGGCUCGAGUCGCGCAUCGGCCGGCACAACUUUUACUUUAAUCACACCAAAGGUUUCUACUGCCUGAGGAACGAGACCUCGGAGAAGUGUCUGAAGGAGAGCAAAGGGCGCCGUCAUCCGCGCGUCAGUCCGAUGGUCGUGACGAAGCUGAGAAAGUUCUUCAACGAACACAAUCAACGCUUCUACGAGCUGGUCGGCGAGGAUCUCGGUUGGCCGGAGGAAUAACCAUCGUGGAGAGCACCGACUCGUUCGUUAUCGACGCGGGUCGCGCGCGCAUCCAGCGACGAGCACGAUCGUUUAACUAAAAUCGAAUGUCCUCCCCUCACCGAAGAAGAGACGCCAUUACCGAUCAACGGUGGACUCGACCGCUGCAAGCCGAAAAGAAGAUUCCAACUGACGUUGUCGAUGAAGAUUCUUCGGGAUUACAUCGUUCCCAUCAGCGAUACCUCACCUGAUCUCUUCGGGGACACCGACAGGAUAAGUAGUUUAUUUAUUGAAAUAGUUCAUUUAGCCCCUUGUUUUCGAGAAAGAGAUAUAAUGGGCUGAUGCUUGACGACGAGAGCAUCAAUGGAUGCACGCGAAAACAGCGUCUUGUUAUUGCAUUAUCAGUGUAAAGCGUACGCGUACAAUGAUGCGAGAACGCUUACGUUGGCAACCGGCAACGUAGUAGACGGGGUAAGCACACAGGUGAGAAUCGCGUGUACAGAUACACGAUUUUUGCUUGUGUGCUCACUUCCUCUGUUAUGUUGCCGGUUGCCAGUGUAAACAUUCUGGCGUCAUUACGCGUAUACAAAGACACGCACACAUGAAAGUACACGUACACAUACAUACACAUAUAUACACACACAAAGUUACAAUAACGCCGGCCAAAAUAAAGUAGAGACGCGGAUCCGCGAGACAAACUACAAUCGCUUCGUGGAUCCACGAGGCAUGCGGAUCACAUUGGUCCGUGACUUUACAUAUCAAUUUUACAUAUCGAUAGUUUACAUAUCAAUAGGUUAACUAGUUCGUACGACAAAGAUUGAAUAUUUUUAUAAUCCACAUUGGAAGUUGUUAUAUCGCUUAUGUCGUUAAGGAUAUUACAUAACGCGAGAGAUCUCUCGCGGUGAUCCAAAAGAUCGAAAGUCUUAUUGCGCCUCGCGCAUGCACGAUCCACUAUCAUAGAAGAUGAAGCGAAAGACGAGGAGGGAAUGGGAAGAAUAGGGGGGUAAUCGAGAAGGGUAGGGGGGUACGAAAUAAUUACGCCAAUUCGCUUUUUUGCGAAUCGAAAGCAAAUCGAAAGCUCGGGCUUUUAUUUUUCGCCGUCUCUCCAAUUUUAUUUCUUUCCUCUCGCGGAAGAACGCGAACGUUCUUCUCCAUCGUUCUCUGACACUGGAUAUCGGCGCAAGCGUUCCUCUGGGAACACGAAGAGAAGUAGGGUGGAAUCCGACCAACCGCGAAUAAACUCGUCAACGGUUCGAGAGAGGCUACACCGUAGAAAUCUUGAUAAUCGAUUAUUUUCCAAAUCCCGAUAGAGAGCUUGUAAACGCGCGCAUAUAACAUUUUACAUACACAUGUAUCAGUAAUUUUUAUCGAAAGAGAGAUCGAAGCGAAUGGCUGCGUUCAGCAGGAAAAGCUACUUUGCAACUGUUGUAAAAUUCGUGAAAUUCUGAUUGGUGUAUGCUCUUAGAUUCAGCCAAAAUUAAGGGCAUACACCAAUCAGGCUCACGAAUUUUACAACAGUUUUACAACAAGGCAGCUUUUUUUGCUGAACGCAGCCAUUGUCACGCGAGCGAUAAGAACAACGUGGCGGAAAUGUGUCAACAUUAUCUCGACGUUUUUGCCGAAAGAGUUGUGAAUAAUUACGCGAGUAAUUAAUAAUUCGGCUUGACGUCGACGAGAAUGAUGAACGCCGCGAGAUGGAAAUUGAGAUAAACGCCCUGCGGAGUCUGUUCGCGGAUUCUAAGAUGAAGACGUGUUAAACCUCACGAUGACAAAUUAUGUUGCAGCCGUUUACGCUCUCGAGUAAUUUUCGAGCAGAAAUUUACAUCUUUUUUUUCACAGACUUCAGGCAAGAAUGACCGUUGAUAAGAAUCAUUGGGUGCAUUCGGAAGCAUUGGUUUCUACGUUUGAAUUCACCAGUUCACAUUCGAUUGCUACUUGACCGCUCGGUGAGCGGUUGUGCUUCUGGAUGCACCCAUUGCGACGAUUAUUAACAUAAUCACACGCAUCUACAAUCAUUGAGAACAGGAGCGGGAUAAAAGAAGCGCGAGAAACGACAGCUUGUUGCUCAACGACAAGUUUUUCUCUCGGAAGGAUACGACGCCAUAAAUAAUCCGCUUUACGGCGCAAGUGAAUCGUGCAUGCGCGACAAAGUGCAUCGUGCGUUAAUUCGUGCGAUAAAUACGCGGUCGCUUAAAGCUCCGAUUCAGGCGGCCGGAGAUCUCGGGAGUAAUUCGCGAUUCGAAGCCGAGUGCGUCAAUUUCCCUCGCGCUACAGAUAAGGAACACGACUCCUAAUGUUUGACAUCCUUGCGAACGGGUUCAAACCAACCGAGAAAAUUCUGUUUGCGACGAUUAAAUUACUUUCAGCGAGAAGAGAAAAUGUUUAUCUAUAGCACACUGCGAGAGACGACUAGACGAACCUAGUUUUUAUUUAUAGCCAUUUAAAAGUCAAGCUUCGCUUUAUCCCGACCCCGUUAAUUAUCUCGUCUCCGCAAAUUUCCUUAGCCGCCGCAAGUUACACGUGACUCGAUGAUCGGUUCCUAAAGUUCCCAAACUCGACAAUCUCGACAACAUUAAUUUCUGGUCCCGAGCGACUCAAAGAGAAUCGCUUCGCUGAUUUUCCUCUUCGCGCACGCGCUUCGAUCUAAUUUUUGCCCGAGGUUCCGUAAGAGUUGUAAUUUUCAUCAAAAGCGCUUUGUUUUCUUUUAUUUUUACUUAAUUAGGCUAAUCAGUUUACAACUUCGUAAUUAUUACGCGCGGUUUAAUGACUCUUGAUUAAAUUAUUCCGUUAAAAAGAACUGCUUAGAAGAAUUUUUCUUUCAUAAUUUCUUCGAUGCUACGUGCAAGAAAAUUUUGAAAUUUUACUCUAGUCAAAGUAUAAACUUUGUGUUUCGAAUUUUUCACGUAUU